AUGGGCAUUGAAAAUCUAGACCCCAAAGACCUACUUCUUUUCGACCAAACCUAUUUGGAACGUCUUCCUCUGCGCCAGUCUCUUCUGCGCGAACAUCCUGAGGAUGUGAUUGGAAUCACCGACUCUUCAAAUGAACGAAUUCGACUUGCCGUGCAGGAGCUAUACAACUACCUUUUCCAAACAUAUCUACCCUCCCGCUACCCUUCGCAAUUUAGACUGUGCAGUGAGAGAGGCAGUCAUUUGGUUGAGAACACGGUGACGCAUCAGACCAUAGCAGUGAAAAUGGACGACUCAACCACUCUCCGCAAAGCUCUGUCAUUAAUCGCCGAAAAUAUCGACGAAGACUUCUUCAUUCUUUUGCCGCAUGAGCAAGAUAACGAGCACGGCCCACAAGAAGUAUACAUCCUCGAAGCAUAUGCAGCAUGUUUCCCAUCAGGCUUCAAACCCAGAGACAAGAUUGGCAAAAGGUUAGCUGAUAUCCAUGCCCCCGUCCCGGGAUAUAAAGAGAAACUGGAGAAAAGCAUGGAUCGUUUCUUUGCUAGGCUGGAAACGGGAAGACUGGUGAAGCGAAUCAAUUGGAGCUUGACUGUGGAUGAGGAGUUGCACUCCAAUUUUGGCAAAGGCGGCAUUGCUCUAGAAGGAAAGCUGGAGCACUUGAGUCUAGAAUAUCUAGAUUUGGACAAGACGUUCGUUCGUUGUGAGCGACAGACGCUGCAUCGCCUACCACAGUCAAAAGCCAUCGUUUUCGCAUUUCAUACUUAUUUGUAUCCCAUUCGAGAUGUCAAGGCUGCGGGAUGCGGAGAAGAUCUUGCCGCUGCUAUUGAUGGAUUGCAGAAUUCGAAGAUUCCCAGAAUUUUCACUUACAAGAAUGGAGACAAGUGGGCAGACGCAGUGAGACAAUUUCUUCGAAAUUGA
Penicillium brevicompactum is the source of this 915-nucleotide messenger RNA. RefSeq names its product heme-dependent oxidative N-demethylase family protein. The transcript has 3 exons. The record is from RefSeq and is a predicted model, not a curated record. Bases 1 to 915 code for a protein of 304 amino acids. Lineage: Eukaryota; Fungi; Ascomycota; Eurotiomycetes; Eurotiales; Aspergillaceae.